This is a messenger RNA of Monopterus albus (swamp eel), 812 nucleotides long. RefSeq names its product phospholipid-transporting ATPase IC-like. Gene Ontology annotation, molecular function: ATPase-coupled intramembrane lipid carrier activity; nucleotide binding. Lineage: Eukaryota; Metazoa; Chordata; Actinopteri; Synbranchiformes; Synbranchidae. Gene Ontology annotation, cellular component: plasma membrane; trans-Golgi network. Gene Ontology annotation, biological process: phospholipid translocation; Golgi organization. The annotation marks the transcript as partial. The record is from RefSeq and is a predicted model, not a curated record. The transcript is spliced from 6 exons.
CUGGUGGACUGGAGCUGGAACCGCUACGCAGACAAAAAGUUCCAGUUUGUGGAUCAGUCGCUGGUUGACUGUGUGCGAUCUAAGACGAACAAAGAUGCUACAGAGUUCUUCAAACUGCUCUCACUCUGCCACACUGUCAUGGUGGAGCACAAAGAAGGUGAUCUGGUGUACCAGGCGGCGUCUCCUGAUGAAGGUGCCCUGGUGACGGCAGCCAGAAACUUUGGUUACGUGUUCCUGUCUCGUACGCAGGACACCAUCACCAUCUGGGAGAUGGAUCAGGAGGCAACAUACGAAAUGUUAGCGCUGCUCGACUUCAACUCUGACCGCAAGCGGAUGUCCAUCAUCUUAAAGUUUCCCGAUGGUCGUAUUCGUCUCUAUUGUAAAGGAGCAGACACCGUCAUCUAUGAGCGACUCUCCCCCAGCAGCAAACACAAGGAAACUACUCAGUCUGCUCUGGAUAUCUUUGCCAACGAGACCUUGAGGACACUGUGCUUGUGUUACAAAGACAUCAGCGCGGAAGAAUAUAACGCCUGGUCUAGGAAACACAAAGAGGCCCAGGUGGUCAUGGCCAACCGAGACGCUGCUCUUGACCAGGUGUACGAGCAAAUCGAGAAAGACCUCAUGCUGAUUGGGGCGACAGCCAUCGAGGACAAACUGCAGGAUGGAGUGCCAGAGACCAUUGCCAAACUGGCCAACGCCAACAUCAAGAUCUGGGUACUGACUGGAGAUAAGAAAGAAACGGCAGAAAACAUCGGCUAUUCCUGUUCACUUCUGACAGACGACAUGCAGAUCCACUAUGGAGAAGAUGUCAA